AUGCCACCCAGCUUCGUUACCCUCACCGAAGAUGGGCGCCGGUUGACCCCCAGACCCGCGUACCCAACCGUCCACGCUGAGCUCGACACGUUUAUUAACGACACUACAACUAUGCAGGGAGAUGUCGACGUUCUCGACAAGUAUCUCACCGAGCACUCGCCAAGCUCCCCUGUUAGGGACCUUGUACCCACCGAAGAAGUGGCGAUCCGCCUGGAAUAUGCUCGGAAAAUAUUGAAGCGAAUCCGAAUGGUAGACAGUCAAUGGGAAUUCACAGCUAUGGAGCUGUCGGCAGUCAUGAUGGCGCCAUUAGACAUUUUCGAAAACCACAAGCACCUUCAACCCCACCACCUGUCCGACGAUCUGAAGAGGAUCACGGAUCUGAUAAAGCACUUCUUGGAUCCUCCUGUCUCCCCCGCGGCGCCGAAAAGUGCGGCCUCCACCGGCGCCAGCAAGCCGCGCAGGGCCUCAAAACGCAAGGCCAAAGAGGACGGCUCUGACGACUCCUAUGAGUCCGAAAUGGUCAGCAUAAAUCCCCAAACGGGUGAGGUCCGCCGGGGCGAGAAAGAUCAGGAAGCUUGCAUCCUCACGGCAACAGCAGACCCGGAUGUCUGCCACAUCGUCCCGUUCGCGUUCAACUCGACGCCGAAGAAUCUGGCCGACGCGCAAGCGGUGGUCAAGACUUGCUAUUGGGCCCUUGGAACCCAAGACAGCAUCGAACUGGCCAAGCUUGUUGCAUCGAGGGUUGGCAGUUCUCAUAAGGUGUGGAACAUCCCGGGCAUAAGCGUGUUCCGGCUCCAGUUCCGCUGGAUGCCUCGAAAUCAGCAAGGGAAUCAAAAUCCACACCGAAAGUUUGACCUUGAAGCUGGCGGCGGCCAAAGGAUGUUUUCGGAUCUCGAAGAACAGCCUGAACACAUCCGAGAUCUGCCAGAGGAGGGAGGCUGCGUUUCUAUCUUGAGAGGACAGUCGGGCAGAAAGCUGUUUUCCGGGCACACGGUCGAGAUGGAGAUGGAGAGCGGCAAGGCGGAGAAGAUGAAGAGAAUGAUCGACUUCCAGUGGGCAUUGAUUGCUCUCAACGCAUUGUCCGGCGCAGCCGGAUCACCGGAGCUCCAGGGCGGACCUCCAGAUGCAGACGGUCUGGAGAUGGUCACCAGUUGGCUCCUCAGCACCGAGUUUGAAGCGCUAGACCGCGACGAAGUGGCUACUUCCUCAAUAGAGGAGGAGGAGCCCGCUACUAGUGGGAUGACGAUGUCUCGCAGAUACACUACCUACGUGUGGAUUGGUGGCAAGUUCUAAUUAUCGCUAAGUAUUGUUGUUGCCCUUGCUGUUGCUGUCCAUCGCUCCUGCUGCUGCUAUCUAUUGCCUCUGCUGCGCCGGUCCAUUGUUCCUGCUGGUGUUGUGUAUCGCUCUUGCUGUCGCUGUGCAUCGCUCUUGCUGUCGCUGUGCAUCGCUCUUGCUGUCGCUGUGCAUCGCUCUUGCUGUCGCUGUGCAUCGCUCUUGCCAAUUUUGUUGCCCUCACCACUGCUUUAUUAUUACCAUUGCUGGUCACCAGCUAGGUACCUAGGUAGGUAGCUGCUCAUCACCGGGUUUGAUGGGCUAGACCGCGAUGAAGUGGCUCGAUGGAGGAGGAGGAGCCGGUACCAGUGUCUACAACGUCUAAGUCUGGAACACUAAAAACUAGGUGAUCUAGGGCAGCCAUAGGA
Messenger RNA from Phialemonium atrogriseum, 1700 nucleotides. RefSeq lists its product as uncharacterized. The coding region runs from base 1 to 1293 and encodes 430 amino acids. NCBI's taxonomy places the organism in Eukaryota, Fungi, Ascomycota, Sordariomycetes, Cephalothecales, Cephalothecaceae. The record is from RefSeq and is a predicted model, not a curated record. The transcript is spliced from 4 exons.